Messenger RNA from Vitis riparia (riverbank grape), 1622 nucleotides. Its product is annotated as ribonuclease H2 subunit B. NCBI's taxonomy places the organism in Eukaryota, Viridiplantae, Streptophyta, Magnoliopsida, Vitales, Vitaceae. Gene Ontology annotation, biological process: RNA catabolic process; ribonucleotide metabolic process. The record is from RefSeq and is a predicted model, not a curated record. The transcript has 11 exons. Gene Ontology annotation, cellular component: nucleoplasm; ribonuclease H2 complex. The coding region runs from base 142 to 975 and encodes 277 amino acids.
AGUUUCCACGUUCUUGUAGUUGGGUGAUUAAUUUUAAAAUUCUGUCAGUGGAAAUCUCUGUGUCGGAGGUGAAAAAGAAGACAACAUAACCCUAACCAAAGUAGAAGAAGAAGCUCAUCAGGUUAGUCGCUGUAAUACCCCAUGGCCUGGUCGGAAGGAGUUGAGGAAACUCGUCUUCUCAUUGCGCCGGAUGUUAAUGCAAUUGGAAAUGGCUUAGGGCAAUUUUUAUCCCUUCGCCAUCCCAAAUCAGGAAAAGCGACAUGUUAUCUCUUUAAAAAUGGGACACUCCAAGAACUUAAUUGGUUUAAGCAAUCUUACGGGUCUUGGUUCCUCGGGGAUUAUGUCUGUGAAGAUGGGCGCCUAUAUACUGCCACUAUAGUUGAUCCUGUUUUCAUUAUGUUGCCCAUUUUUGAGGAAGCUAGGAUGAAGAAGAGGGACGACCCAGGGAAGUUCAGGCAAUUAGAUGAGAUAAUGUUCGUUAACAGCUAUCCUGGAUAUCAACAUUUAAUACCCAUUGCAGAGAAUUGUAUGCAAGUAGUUUGUGAAAUCAAAGAAAUCGGAUCCUCCAAGUUUUUUAGGCUGGAUGACUCAAAGGUUUUAGCUUGGCUGUGCUAUAAGGUACACCAAUUAAAACAGAUUCUACCCACAUUGGACAAAAACUAUGCUGCUCGUGAUACGAAGGAUACAUUAACUGAUGCGAUCUCAAUAUUGGGGGAAUACUUGGAGGAUGAGCCUUGGUUGAAGCUUUUGUGUGACCAUCUAAAGUUAAAUUUAUUGGAUGCAACUAUGAAAGCACCAGUUAUUGAAUUCCAUCCAACUGCUCCAGACAAUAGUUUAGGGUCUUCCAAUCAAUUACAGGGAAAGAGUGGGAAUGAAAGAAAAACUACGAGACCUGGAAAGCAACCUAAAAAGGCAAAAGUGGAGAAAGAUUCAAGAAACAUCAAAGACAUGUUUAGCAGGGCUUCUAGAAAGUGAAGCUGGACCUUUUUAGUUGAAGAGUGGACCACCCGUGAAACCUGGUAGGUAUGUGUGGUGUUAGUAUGCAGUCUUUACCUGUGCACAAGCUUUGACUAACAUGCCAGUACAACCUGUCAGUGCUGUAUGUCUGGCAUCAAUUUGACCACAUUGAGAUUAAAUAUUUAGCAAUAUAGUCUUCCUGUAUGAGAUUAAGAGAGUAUUUGGUAAAACAUAAUACCAAUUACUUCAAAUAUCCUCUAAGUUCUGGCAUGCAAGAUUUGAGCUCUAUUAUAGCCCUGAAUCAGUACCUACCAAAAAACGAGACCAAUCAGAAAGUGCCACAAAUUUAACAUGACCCUGUUAUUCAUAUUAGAAACUACUAGACCAGGUAUAUGUUCUUAUUGGUUUAGUGGGAUGGUGGCUCUCCCAUGGGAAGCGAGAUCAACUCCUUUCUUUGAUAUAGGACGCAUGUUAUGAGAAAUGAUGAUGAUGACUAAUUCUCUCCUCAUGGAGCACUUAUCUAUCCCAUUAUUUUAGGUCCGCGAUUGCAGCAUUAUAUUUGUCGUAAAUAUAGUUUUUCAUUAUUGCUUAAGUUGAAACUAUAUAUUUGUGGUUCCACAGUUUAGAAGGUGGAAAAAAAAAAGAAUGGAAGAGGUUUAGCAUUA